AUGUCUCACCAAUCUACAAUCAACUUCAUCAGGUUCACGUUCGUCAUACUAUCCCUUCUUGCAAUCUACACAAUCUUGAUUCCCAGUAUCAGAAAGGGCUUUUUCCAACAUAUUACUGAGUGCGAGGUUACCGGGAAGCUGUCCAGGUCAUCAGGUGCCGAUGCCAGGAUGAUAGAGAGCUUCACCGGUGUGCCGGUCCUGGAUAUAUUCGUCAAAGCACUUGUUACCAGUUUCUGGCCAGUCAUCAAUGGUGAAAACCCGGCAUUGUCUCUUCUAGGGGUCCCGGCUGUUGCCUCGAUGGGUGUCUCGUAUCUUCUGCUUUUGCUGGAAGCAAGGAGAACGAGGUCGUUGCUCAGCGUAACAUGGCGGCUUGCAUGGGUUGGGUUGCUUCAGACCAAUUUCUCGCAGGCCAUUAUUCUCCCAAUCUACUGUGCAAUUGCCUUCUCGUCAAGCAAGAAAACCAAUGGUUUCCGGCCCAUUCCCCAUGUGACAAUAUCUCUCAUUCUAUGUGUCUAUACAGGAAUGGCUCUCGUCGCACUCCCUUCGCCAGCCGUGAUACCAGACGGCCUUAAGCAGGUAGUGGUGGCCUUCAUGGUACCCUGGGCGUUAUGGGUGUUCGUCAUGGUCUUCAUGGCGUCCUACCUCUUCCCAAUCGAGGUCGAGAAAGAGAAAAGCCGUCGGACGAUUUACAUAUUUGCCCUUGUCAUAGCAGCUACCACCCAUCUAGGUGCGCUGCUAGCCUCGCUGCUUCAUGCGGACCUGGGACCCGCAGAUGUAUUCCUGCCCCCCCUGCCCUGGUACGUGACGCGGUUUCCGAGCCUGGAAGAGGGUAUGGCCAGUUUUCUGCAGUGGGACUACCUCAUUGCCAGUGUGACAUUGUUUUUGUGGGCCGUUGCGGUGUAUCUUAGGGACUGUGAUGAGCACGUUGAUUGGCAGAGAUUUGGGUUAGAAGUUUGCGCAAUAUCGGUGAUUAUAUCCCCUGCUGCAAUGGCCGUUCUUCUAAUCUGGCGGCUGGAUGAGAUGCUUAGCAGGAGGGGGAUCGCGAAGGAGGACUAA
Aspergillus nidulans FGSC A4 is the source of this 1056-nucleotide messenger RNA. RefSeq lists its product as uncharacterized. The transcript has 2 exons. Gene Ontology annotation, cellular component: membrane. The coding region runs from base 1 to 1056 and encodes 351 amino acids. Lineage: Eukaryota; Fungi; Ascomycota; Eurotiomycetes; Eurotiales; Aspergillaceae. The record is from RefSeq and is a predicted model, not a curated record.